AUGCUAAAUGUCAAUGUUAUUUUAUUAUUAGUGGUUGUUGCUGUUUACACAAGUGAUGGCUGUGGGCCUCCAAAAUGUAACAACUUGUGUCCAAAUGGAUAUGUUUAUGAUCAAAUAGGAUGUCGAACUUGUGAAUGCAACAAAGGUAUUCUGUUUGGUAUAGAAAGAUGUCAAAAUGUUUAUUGUCCAAAUAAAUGUCCUUAUGAUUUAUACAAAAAAGACGAAUUCGGGUGUGGAACCUGUCUUUGUAAACAGGCAAAAACAGAAACAAAGGUUAAACCUUUAAUAUUCUUUCAUCUUGACGGAGAUAAACAAAACAAAGGUCUAAAAUGUAAGCAGUUGGUUGGUUGUGACUUAUUUUGUGUCAAUGGUUACGCUUCUAAUAGAUUUGGUUGUGUCACUUGCCAGUGUAGAACAAGGGAGUCCAAUAAUGGAUUAUUAAACACAAUCGAACCCACAAUUCCCUUAAAGCAUAAUAAAGCAGUGAAAUGUCCAAGAGUACAGUGUCACCAGUAUUGUUCAUCUGGCUUUAUGUAUGAUGGUAGAGGUUGUAGAACUUGUCAGUGCAACAGAGGUUUAGUAUUUGGUUUAGAGAGAUGUAAACAAGUCUAUUGUCCUAAUUACUGUCCACAUAAUCUAUAUGUUAAAGAUUGGAAUGGUUGUCAGACUUGUCGAUGCCAGAAAUCUGAAUCAAAGAUCCAGUUUAAGAACUACCAAAAUGAACAUAGAGUGGCCCGGGGGUCAGAAGGAUCAAGAGGUAGAUGUCCACGACUAGCAGGAUGUGAUCUGUUCUGUGUUAAUGGUUACGUGAAAGAUCUUAAUGGCUGCACUCAUUGUGAAUGUAAGAAAAGAGUUCGAUAUACCCGACAAUAUCAACAACGUAGACAAUCUUAUAAUGCUGGUAUUCAAAUAACAUCAGCUAGUUCUCCUGCCUAUCGUUAA
This is a messenger RNA of Lottia gigantea (owl limpet), 942 nucleotides long. RefSeq lists its product as hypothetical. The coding region runs from base 1 to 942 and encodes 313 amino acids. The record is from RefSeq and is a predicted model, not a curated record. NCBI's taxonomy places the organism in Eukaryota, Metazoa, Mollusca, Gastropoda, Lottiidae. The transcript has 10 exons. Gene Ontology annotation, molecular function: serine-type endopeptidase inhibitor activity.